AUGUUCUUGCUCUUCGGAAUUGCUCUUAGCUGUUUUAUCAGCCUGGUCGAGGAGUUCAACGAUCGCUUUCAGGACGGCCAGUCUGCAAACAAGUCAGGAUUUGCGCGCUCUGGCAUAUCUGGCUUGUUCGGCUCUGUCGACGUGAAACCGGUUAAUCUGGAUAACUUGGAGGUUACGUUUGACAGCAUUCGCGGAUGCGAUGAGGCGAAGAAGGAGCUGGAGGAGAUUGUGGAGUUUCUGAAGGACCCCGAGAAGUUCUACAACUUAGGUGGCCGGCUGCCAAAAGGUGCGCUGCUCACCGGUCCGCCAGGGUGCGGGAAAACCAUGCUGGCAAAGGCGAUUGCCAAGGAGGCCGGCGUGAGCUUCUUCUACGCCACCGGGAGUGAGUUCGAUGAGAUGUUUGUUGGCGUUGGCGCCCGCCGCGUUCGCGAGCUUUUCGCAGCCGCAAAGGCCAACUCGCCAGCUUUAAUUUUCAUCGACGAGGUGGACGCGUUAGGCGGUCGCCGCUCUCGUUCUGACCACAGCACCUCUCGCAUGACGUUGAACCAGCUCUUAGCAGAGAUGGACGGCUUCGACUCCGAUGAUGCCGUUAUUGUUCUCGCUGCCACGAACACCCCUGAAACGCUGGAUAAGGCACUCACGCGCCCCGGUCGUCUGGACACAACCAUCACCGUUGACCCCCCGGAUAUGAAAGGACGUGCGGAGGUGGUUCAGGUGUACCUUGACAAGAUUAAGACAGACAGUACGGUCAGUGCAAUGGACAUUGCACGCGGAACAACUGGCUUCACAGGUGCCGAGCUCAGCAACUUGGUGAAUCUGGCAGCCAUACGGGCCGCGGUGCUGAACAAGACGAAGGUGAGCAGCGAAGAGAUAGAGUACGCCAAGGACCGCGUCAUGAUGGGGGCCGAGAGCAAGAAGAUCGUGCCGGAGGAGGAGCGUCGUGUGACUGCGUUCCAUGAGGGUGGCCAUGCUUUGAGUGCGAUCUUGCUGAGGGACGAGGGUGCCGAUCCUGUGCACAAGGCAACCAUCGUUCCCCGCGGCAACGGCAUAAUGGGACUCGUCCAGCAGCAGCCAGAGAGGGAUAAGUACAGUCAAAGCAAGCGCCAGUGCCUAGCGCGCCUGAAGGUGUGUGUGGCGGGACGCGUCGGCGAAGAGAUUCUUUUGGGCCCUGACGACAUCACGACUGGUGCAGGUUCCGAUUUUCAGCAGGCCACAAACAUGGCCCGUCACAUGGUGCGACAGUUUGGGUUCAGUGACGCCAUGGGCUUCGUCGACUAUGGAACUCCCGAUACGGCCGAAGGCGCCUACAUAUCAGAUGAGACGAAACUCAAAAUCGAAAAAGAGGUGCAUCGCCUUGUUGAGCGGGCCUACGUCGAAACCAAGGAGCUUCUUCUUAGCCAUCGCGCCGAUCUGGAGGCUAUCGCUAACAACCUGCUCAAGUAUGAAACUCUCAGUGGCAAGGAUCUUGAGAAGAUUUUGAAGGGCGAGGCUAUCCCAGAGCGACCUCCGCGCCUCUCACAUGCUGCGGAAAGCAAGGCUGCACCGCCACGAGGCGGAAACAGUGACCAGCCAAGCGGUCAGAGAACCAUUCCAAUCUCAUAG
Leishmania braziliensis MHOM/BR/75/M2904 is the source of this 1602-nucleotide messenger RNA. RefSeq names its product putative mitochondrial ATP-dependent zinc metallopeptidase. Gene Ontology annotation, molecular function: ATP hydrolysis activity; metalloendopeptidase activity; ATP-dependent peptidase activity. Lineage: Eukaryota; Euglenozoa; Kinetoplastea; Trypanosomatida; Trypanosomatidae. Gene Ontology annotation, biological process: proteolysis. Gene Ontology annotation, cellular component: chloroplast thylakoid. The coding region runs from base 1 to 1602 and encodes 533 amino acids. The record is from RefSeq and is a predicted model, not a curated record. The transcript has a single exon.